AUGGUCAACCUCUUCGCGCGCGUCGAGGACCGCCCGACUCCCAAGGCGGUCUACAACUGGCGUGUGUACGCAUGCGCCAUCGUCGCUGCGACGGCAGCCAUCAUGAUUGGCUACGACUCUGCCUUCAUCGGCACGUCCAUGGCCCUCGCGUCGUUUAAGAACGAGUUCGGACUGGCGCACAAGACGUCGAAAGAGUUCGCCGCCAUCUCGGCCAACAUCGUCUCGACGUACCAAGGCGGCUGCUUCUUUGGCUCGCUUGUCGGAUACCCGCUGGGUCAGAUCCUCGGUCGACGAAUCGGUCUCUUCAUCUCGGCACUCGUCUUUGUCCUCGGCGCAGGCGUCAUGCUCGCGGCUGACGGCGCACGCGGUCUCGGACCUAUCUACGGCGGUCGAAUCGUCGCCGGACUCGGAAUCGGUGCCGCCUCGAACUUGACGCCCCUCUACAUCUCCGAGAUCGCGCCUCCCGCUAUUCGUGGACAGCUCGUCGGCAUGUACGAGCUCGGCUGGCAGAUCGGCGGCCUCGUCGGGUUCUGGAUCAACUACGGCGUCUCGGAGAACAUCCCGUCGAGCCACAAGCAGUGGCUCAUCCCCUUCGCGGUCCAGCUCAUCCCCGGCGCGCUCUUCGCCAUCGGCAUCCCCUUCUUCGUCCGCGAGUCUCCUCGCUGGCUCAUCACCCGUGGUCGCCGCUCCGAGGCACUCAAGAACUUGUGCUACAUCCGCAAGUUGCAGCCUGAGGACGCGUACAUCAUCAACGAGAUGAACGAGAUCGACGUUCAGGUCGAGCACGACCGCACGGCUGUUGGAGAAGGCUUCUGGGCGCCGUUCCGACAGGUCUUCGGCAAGGGAUUCCUCUUCCGCCGCAUGCUCAUUACGACGUCGUUGUUCAUCUGGCAAAACGGCACGGGCAUCAACGCUGUCAACUACUACUCUCCCACAAUCUUCAAGUCGCUCGGCAUCACCGGCACCAACACUUCGCUCCUCACCACCGGCGUGUUUGGCGUGAUCAAGACCGCCCUCGCGCUCGUCUGGUGCUUCGUCAUCAUCGACAAGUUCGGUCGUCGCGGCAUCCUCCUCGUCGGCGCAGUCGGCGGUGCCAUCUCGAUGUUCGCGAUUGGCGCGUACAACAAGAUCCAGAACCCUGCCGCUCACCCGACGCCCAACCUCCCGCCCGGCGGAAAGGCAGCCAUGUUCUUCUUCUACCUCUGGACCGCCUUCUACGCCGUCUCCUGGAACGGCACGCCUUGGGUCGUCAACUCGGAGGCUUUCCCCGGCGCUGUUCGCCAGGUCACGCAGUGCUUCGCCGCAACCUCGAACUGGCUCUGUGCAUUUGUCAUCUCCCGCGCGACUCCCACCAUGUUCCUCAACAUGGGCCACUCGGGCUACGGCGUCUACCUCUUCUUCGCGACGAUGCAAGUCCUCUCGGUCCCCUACAUUUGCUUCCUCCUCCCCGAGACGCGCAACAUCCCCCUCGAGGAGAUGGACCGCCUCUUCGCCCAACGCAACGUCUGGAACGCCAACAAGAUCGUCAUGGCCGAGCUUCGGCGCGAGCACGAGCUGGGCGCCAAGAACCCCGCGUACCUCAAGCCUACCGCGAGUCAGGAGCAGAUCGAGAACGCCUCGUCCAGCGAUGGCGAGAAGGUUUGA
Rhodotorula toruloides NP11 is the source of this 1644-nucleotide messenger RNA. RefSeq names its product MFS transporter, quinate permease. The transcript is spliced from 8 exons. The record is from RefSeq and is a predicted model, not a curated record. NCBI's taxonomy places the organism in Eukaryota, Fungi, Basidiomycota, Microbotryomycetes, Sporidiobolales, Sporidiobolaceae. Gene Ontology annotation, molecular function: carbohydrate:proton symporter activity. Bases 1 to 1644 code for a protein of 547 amino acids. Gene Ontology annotation, biological process: carbohydrate transport; transmembrane transport. Gene Ontology annotation, cellular component: membrane.